UUUGAUCUUUUGCAUUUUGCUUUUGUUUUUGUGUUUUUGUGAUUAGGGGCAGCGGCGUAGCCGUUGGGGGGGGGGGCUUCAAAUUACUGUUAUAAAAGAGUGCCAAAAAGGCAAAAGGAAAUGAUAUAAUGCUGAGUAGCCGUAUAGGAGCUCUGUAAUUAGAAUGCCUACUUUAAACAAUUAUCUAAAAAUGUAAAUAUUAUCUUUUUCGGACUCUAAAUUCCUUUACAUACUGGUAAAGAAAACUAUGUGCCCGUUUUCCCUUUCCAGGAGAAAAGUUGUGAACUCCUGAGCUCCUUUAUAGAAAACAAUCCGGGCUAUCCCGCUCAUAAAUUAUGCUUGUCAUACAUGUCAUAGACAUAGGUAGAUACAAAUUAAUGUACUUUCUAUGGAUGAAUUCAUGAAGAAUUGAGUUUGCCUUAAUAUUCGAGACACUUUAAUAAUUCAUUUCUUAUAGCCCCUCCCCCUUCUUUCAAAGAUGAAAGAAAAGUUACUAUAUUCCUGAAACCACAGGCACCGGUUUAGUCAAUGGGCGAGUGGGACCGGGUCUUGUCAAAGUGCACAUUUCGAGUUUUCUUAGUACUUGCACUUUCAGCGUUCAUACAUGUUUAUUACAUUUUAACCAAAACUGAAUGAAGCUGCCACCAUGGACGCACAGCAAAGCCUGACGGAAGAGCAAAACGCGACUGUUGAAACCUAUUGCCAUGGGAUCGAUAAAUUUAUGGUAAAAUUCAAAGAAAGUCGAGAUUUAGAGGCUCUUACCUCCAUCGAGGAGUGGAACGUACUCGGCAUGAUUUACCAUCUGAAAACUGGGGACGCCAAAUCGGCUAUUAUCAAAUACUUGGUCUGUCAUGACGAAAUCUUUGAUAUAUUUACGCUAUUUUGGAAGAACCUUGUGAAGGGAAAAUUCUCAAUUUUUCUCAAGUUGAAGAAGAAGAAGAAAUUGUUAGCUCUGUUGAAUAUUAUUGGUAAUCUAACUGAUUGUUCGGAUGAGUUCAACUAUGCCUUUGGUAAUAAGGGACUCCUAACUUUGCUCUUUCGCGAUCUCAAGACGAGAACUCUCGGCGACACCCUUAUUUGUUACGCACUGAAGAUCAUCUAUAACAGUUGUUGGAGAGUUCCCGAGAACAGAGUGAUAUGUCGAGAGUUCGUUGAUACCCUCCAGGAGUAUUCACAAUCGACGAGCCCUGAGAUUCAGGCCAUUGCCUUCUUGGCGCUUUCCUACAUCGUCGAUAAAUCAGAAGUUCAUAAGAUUUCCCUGAAUGAACCGUGUCUGAAAUUCCUCCUACACGCUCUUAGGUCGGCCAUGAGUGAACCAGAUGGCCGAUCUCGGGUCUACUUCUACUCGACAUUCGAGGUCCUUCAAGGACUCAACCAGCUGGCCAUCAACGACUGCAAUAAGCUUCUCAUCGUAGAACUUGGUGGGAUAGACGUCCUGGAGCGAAUCCUGAUGGAAGAAGGAUCGAGCAACGAAGAAAAGCUUUGGGCUGCCCGAGGAAUAUGGCAACUGGCUUUCAAAGAAGAGAACAAAGUCAAGAUACGUCAACGCACAACACUCCUCCACACGCUGAAGAAGAUCAAGGAAACGACUAAAGAUUCUGAUGUGAAGGAAGCCUGCUCGGGCGCACUCUUCGUCAUCAAUGAAGUGUUCGACAUCGAUGACGAGUUCAAAGGUCACACGGUGAAGAGUGAGGUAUCGUCUGGUCAUGUGGAGGGUCAUAUUAUGAUUAGCUACCAGCAUGCAAGCCAGGAGCGAAUGCUGCGAGUCAAGCGCCAUCUGGAAGAGUCUGGAUACAACGUAUGGAUGGAUGUGGACAAAAUGAAAGGUGAUAUACUGGAUUCCAUGGCCAAGGCAGUCCAGAGAGCUUCGGUCGUACUGGUUUGCAUGAGUCGUAAAUUCAAAGAGAGUCAACACUGCCGCACAGAAGCGACUUACGCCUACACCCUAAAGAAAGACAUAAUUCCCCUGAUGCUUCAAGAUCAAUUCACAACAGAGGACUGGCUUGGUGCCCUAAUGGGAAUGAAGAAGUAUUACCCUAUGUUUUCAGACGAUCUCAUGAGACAGUGCCUACCCGAUCUGGUCUCUGAGCUAAGCGAUAGAGGCAAACGUGAGAAACUAGAUCUGGCUUUGCCGUUGCUUGAUAAAGUCACAGGUGCAAGCAAUCUAACAACCCAUGGACCACCGGAAAACGACGUAGACCGCAGUGGAGGAAUCAAAGAUGACAAACCAACAGCCAAUGAAGACGAGGGGAAUUCCCGCAUGCAGACAUCGGUAGAUCUGGUCCAGUGGGAUGAAGAUGUAGGAGAAUGGUUGAGAUCGCAUGGUAUUGAUAUGAGCAAGGACAUCUUCAAGAAAGUGGAAGGAAUCCGCCUGAAGCAGAUCAAGAAACUACUAAACCUGGCUCCAGAAUUUUGCCUGACGUCUCUGAAAGACGAACUGGGUCUUAGCUUGCGGGUCGUCCUCUCGCUAGUAGAUGCGUUGGAGAAGCUCUCAAUUUGAAGAAUCAGUCAUGCACCAUUCAUUAAUAGAUGCAAAUAGGAGAUGUUAAUGCCGAAAGGAUUACAAUGAGAGUGGCGCUGCAAGGAAGUGAGCACCGUCUUCACCAUUACAAUUCUCAAAAAUAUUUUCAAAGCAACGAACAACAGGGACAGAAUAACGUUUAAUAGAACCUCUGAUAAAUUGAUGCAUUUGUCUGAACAUUAAUCAGUGCUAAUUUGAUAGGCAUUUUUAUUUAUCUACUGGGAUGGUAUGAGAGGUGAUAUCCCCACGUAAAACAAGAGAAAGAGAGAGAGAGAGAGAGAGAGAGAGAGAGAGAAUACGGAGGAAGGAAAUGAAUGUUCACAUUCUGUACCAAAGGUUUUUUUUUGUGUUUUUUUUUUGUUUGAUUGAUUUUAUUUCUGCGUUCAAAAAUAUAC
Strongylocentrotus purpuratus (purple sea urchin) is the source of this 2916-nucleotide messenger RNA. RefSeq lists its product as uncharacterized. Gene Ontology annotation, biological process: signal transduction. The coding region runs from base 647 to 2500 and encodes 617 amino acids. The transcript is spliced from 5 exons. NCBI's taxonomy places the organism in Eukaryota, Metazoa, Echinodermata, Echinoidea, Camarodonta, Strongylocentrotidae. The record is from RefSeq and is a predicted model, not a curated record.